AUGGAGCUGAAAGGUAAAGUCGCCAUUGUUAGCGGGGCUGCCGAGGGUUUCGGGAAAGCAUUCGCCGAAGUUCUUUUGUUAAAGGGAUGCAAGGUUUGUUUAUGUGAUAUCAAUGCCCCCCUCGGUCAGAAAACUACUGGUAUUUUUGAACAACGUUUUGGUAAAGAAAACGCCAUAUUUGUAACAUGCGAUGUUACAGUUGCUGAGCAAUUUGCAGAUGUUUUUAAGAAAACAAAGCUUGAGUAUGGGAAGAUAGAUAUUGUCGUCAAUAACGCGGGAGUUGCUAACGAGAAAGAAUGGCGGCAGACGAUAAUGGUCAAUCUGAUAGGUUCAAUGCAGGGUACAGAGCUAGCUGUAAAAUAUAUGAGUAAAGAAAAUGGCGGACACGGAGGUGUGAUAAUUAACAUAGGAUCGGCAACAGGAUUUGAACCAGUGUUUUUUAUGCCAGCAUAUGCUGCCUCAAAACAUGGACUAAUUGGAUUUACAAGAAGUUGGUCUGUAAGUAAACGCAAUGAAGCUAAUGGUUUAAGAUUUGCUUGUCUCUGUCCAGCGUUUGCCGAAACCAACCUAAUACGAUUUACAGAAGGGACAACCUUAUCCAAUUCUACUGCUGAAGCUUUGCUGAAAGAAAUAGGCGUCGUCAAGAUGUCACAAGUCGUGGAGAGUUUCAUGGAAUUGUUAGCAGACGAGUCUAACAAUGGUGCCGUAUUGAAAUUAACACUAGACGACGGGGCAGAAUACAUGUACAGGGAUGCGCGUUAA
Messenger RNA from Lottia gigantea (owl limpet), 762 nucleotides. RefSeq lists its product as hypothetical. The coding region runs from base 1 to 762 and encodes 253 amino acids. Gene Ontology annotation, molecular function: oxidoreductase activity, acting on the CH-OH group of donors, NAD or NADP as acceptor. The record is from RefSeq and is a predicted model, not a curated record. The transcript has 7 exons. NCBI's taxonomy places the organism in Eukaryota, Metazoa, Mollusca, Gastropoda, Lottiidae. Gene Ontology annotation, cellular component: cytoplasm.